Messenger RNA from Phytomonas sp. EM1, 3407 nucleotides. The record is from the annotation of a GenBank genome assembly. NCBI's taxonomy places the organism in Eukaryota, Euglenozoa, Kinetoplastea, Trypanosomatida, Trypanosomatidae.
AUGCGUCUGGUUUCCCAUGAGUUCGCUUCUAAAGGACAUGAAUAUUGCAACAAGAUGAAACGAUUUGUUUCGAUUAGCCCCUCGAACACAACUAAGGAAUUCACCGGUAAUAAACUGAGGGUGAGUGAUCAAGGGGGCAUACCACUGAAUGCGAAAGCUAACCAUGCGUCUUUUUCAGAUAGCCCUCAUGAGCAUCCUGGAGUGAUGGACGUGAAAGUAGGUGGAGCAGAGUCGGCUUUACGCCCAGAGGCGAAAUUAUCCGACCCACACUCUCAGAAGAUACAGGUGCGCUGGGUCGUACCACGGUUUGUCUUCCAUGACCGAGGCCUGGACGAGCUAAUCAGAAUCUGGGAUGUUGGCGGAAAUGCGCAAUUUUUUUUUUACGUGAAUACAGAUCUUGCUGAGGAGUUAUCGCUAGAUGGACGAGAGUCUUUCGAGCUCAUCGCAUAUCCUCCUGCAUCAAAGGUUACGCAAGGACUUCGGACUAAGAUUAGCGCGGUAUUCUUGAAUCGCUUUGGGCAUGUUCGAUGUCCUUCUUCCUUGCGUUCUUCAGUUCAAUGGAAGUCUAAUGGAUUUGGUGACGGUGAUGUGGGUGCUCUAUCGCACAAUACUGAAGGCAAAGCGGGGCGUAAUGAAGAUUGUGCGCUCUUUCCAACACUAUUUUUGAACAAAAUAUCUGAGGCCAUGCCGUGGCAAAAACAGUUUAUCUUCCACAAGCUAAAGAAGGGCCUUGACCCGUUUUGCCUUUUUAACCGUUGCCCUAUUGUGAGCGAGGAAGAGCGUGUGGCGAAACUGAUAAAUGCUGCCUGUUCUAAAAAUUUCAACAUUUUGGAAUAUGCCAAAGCAGCAAGUUUGGAAUCAAUACCACGUGUUUUUCUAGACGAAUGCGCAGCGAAAGAAUUCAAAAAGUUUACCCAGAUAAAAAACCAUCGUUAUGCAAAGAUUUUAGCGAAUCUAAAGGACUGUUUACCCCCCGCAGCAAACUCAAGCGUAAGCAACGGAAAGAGAGUGCUUGAUAAAGAAAACUGUGGUGCCGUACACAAUACCUUCUGCUUGCCGAAAAUGCACUGUUAUUUUCCCCUCGUCAUACAUGCUGGCGAAUGCCUCCAUCGAAGUUGCUGCCUCUCAGAUAUUUUCGUCUUCGAGUUUUCGGAGGAUGUCAUGCCGCUGGAAAGAAUCGCAGCCGAGCUCCAGCACAUUUUAGGAGUGGAAUGCAAGACACGGGACUACAGCCGCGCUAAGCUUCUAAAGGCUGCCGAGAAGUAUUUAAUCUUCCGUGAUUCCAUGUGUUCGGAGCGGUUGGUUUCGGUGGUGAGAAGCUAUGUGCAGCUGCUUUUGCCUUUUCGCCUAGUGUUGUCCUGGCCUAUGACGGAUCCAGCGGAGCGCCUUCCACGCUUUGGAAUCUGCUUAUCCUACGAAAUGUUUUCCGGACGUCUGUUUAAAUCUUUACCCGCCGUUUCAUCGGCCAAAUCUGCUUUCAAAAGGAUAUGGAUUGGCAACACGAGAAUGGACAUGGGACCACAUUCAGAGAAGAUGGAUCCGACCACGAUGGAGCAUCAGCUUCGUCUUCUUAUAUGGUUCUUACGUGAGAGCGGUUGGAUUUUGAUUCAUCAGGAAGAUCACCGCCUUUGGGAUACCGCACACCUCUCAAGGCAAUCGGAGUGUGUAGAAGAAGCUGAAGCAGUGAAAGAGGAAACGGUUCUGCAGCGUGUUCUGCGCCUUACAUCUUCCGAUAAAAAUACGGUCGCUGUUCAUGGGAUAAAAAAUAGGGGGCAUUAUUCUCCAUUAGAGAUGAAAGAGAAUGAAAUGCCGAGGAGGACCCUUUUGGCCUCACAAGAUGCAGUUUACACAAGUUUAGAGCUCUGGCAGGCUUGUAUCGUUCCUCCGUCAGCUGGACUGUACUUGUGGCGUGGCCUCGUCGUUUCCACUUCAAGAGGGCGCUUUGGCAUCGUGGUGGACUUCAAACCCAUCCCCAGCCAGCAGUUGGAGCGUACUUUUACACCACCUCACUCUUUGAAGUCGUUCUUUAGGUGGUAUCGGAGCCAAUGCCAGCGGUCAGCGCAGAGCGGCGACAUUGAGUUUGUCUACCCGAGGUGGAAGCCCGCCCUGCCACCGUAUCUAGAGAAAAUGGAGAUGCGCCUUUGGCCAGUAGUUUACUUUCCGACAGAAAACACUUUUGAGUUGGUGUUGCCUACCAUGAAAAGGUUGUACUUCAUUCGAUACCCAACCGUUUGUUUUGUAUCCGCCGCUCAGGAAAGCAAACUUUUUCGAAAGCAUGCUUCUUUGCAUGUGCACACGAAAGCAGGCCCCUUCACACCGUGCAAAAGUGUGAAUAUGGAGCGUAUGUCAGCCCGAUGGUCUUCCAUGCGAGCGAGAUCAUGCGAGGAGGUUUCCCAAGGUGUAUGGCCGGAAGCCCAUAUUCGGAACAUUCCCUGGAGGCUUGAGCACUCCCAGGCCGACCAGCGAAUUAUCACGAGUCAAUUGUCAUUGCAGCUCACCAUAUGUGAAAGUGCUGCUUCACUUUACAUGGAAGCAGUGUUGAAUUUCGGUAGACAAAGGAGUUCGCGGCGCACACCCUUCAGACUGGAAUCAGUAGAACACAAGCAUCUUCUUCGUCAAUGGGAUGAAUUACACCAAAAAAGGAUCGCAGAGGCGCAAACGGGGGAUGAAAUGGGGUCUAUUUCUCGUACUUUAGUUCCGUUGAGGUCGCGGCGAUUAAUUGCGUCUACUUCCUUCUUAAGACGACCACGGGCUCUGCGAAGUUUGGUAGCCGUUCUUCCUUGCUUGAGCAACGCAUUGUUAGUUUAGGUGAAAAAUGGCCUCAUCGAUUGGUUUCCUGACCUUAAAGACGAACUGAUUCUAUUUUACUAUUUUUGGAUAGUUACCUACUUGUUUAUUACACUUUCAUUUUCUGCUAUCAGACAUACCUUCAGAGUAAGCAAAUAUAUAUUAGUUCCUCUUCCUUUACGUAAUUAAAUAAGGAGAACAUCAGAAUGCGGUUAUAUGCUUAUGAUAAUCGACCUAACAACAUGUUUAAAAUAAUACUCAACGAAGUUCUUUCUUUCUUUCUUUGGCACCUUUUCUAUCACAGUUUUCUUUCGUUUUUGAGGUCUGAUCGUCUCUUUAACCGCUUUUAAUAUUAAGGCUGACGUCCAGUACGCGACAUCUUCAAAAGGAUAGAGUAAUAGGUGGUUUUCCUUUUUAUUAUAAUUUGAAGGCUGCUACCAUAGGUGUGCUUCUUACCCCUGUCGCGCAGACGCCCCUUUCAUUAGCUGAAGUAAAGCUAGUAAGUAAGGACCUGUACACAGCGUUAACUUACGUCUUUGUGCCUGUUCAAAGCAACACAAGGGAUAUCGACUUCAACAAGUAAAUUUAUAUAUCUAGAAAUUCUGCGCAACUAAAUUCAA